Fusarium graminearum PH-1 is the source of this 999-nucleotide messenger RNA. RefSeq lists its product as uncharacterized. The record is from RefSeq and is a predicted model, not a curated record. The coding region runs from base 1 to 999 and encodes 332 amino acids. The transcript is spliced from 5 exons. NCBI's taxonomy places the organism in Eukaryota, Fungi, Ascomycota, Sordariomycetes, Hypocreales, Nectriaceae.
AUGAUAGAAGCUGCUGUCGGCGUUGAGAAACUCAGCUCGUUGUUAACCCUUACUUUUGCUUUACACUGGUUUGCGUGCCAGCUUACACAUAAGGAAAUGAAAAAGAACACAAACCCCCGGAACAGCCGUCGAAUAGAUGUUCUAUACAAUCCCGAAAACGAUCCUGAGGAUCCGAGACAAGCCACUGUCGACAUCGUUGCGGUUCAUAGUCUAGAUGGUCUCGGCUCGAAUAUUGACAGACCUUGGUCAUGGCCAUCAGACCAGCCUGAAAAGUCAGUGCAUUGGCUUCACGAUAAGAACAUGCUUCGAAGCGAGAUACCAACUGCCCGAAUUAUGACAUUCGACUACGACUCUACAUGGACAUCCAAUGCUCCCCAACUACUCCUUGAGUCGCUUGGCGAAGACUUGAUCCGCAGUUUGCAUGAUGUUAGACAUGAUCAACAACGCCCUGUUGUUUUUGUCGCUCAUGGGUUUGGCGGCGAGAGAGAGUUUGAAGACAUCAUCCAUUGCACCGCUGGCUUCGUUUCGCUAGGAACGCCCUUUCGAGGAACAAAAAUCUACUGGAAUGCGGAAUUGGUAGCCAGCAUCAUGCGGCUCUGUGGCACUGACCGUAGUAUUCCGUCAUUGUUAUCUUAUGACAACACUCGGCUUCGAGACAAGACACAUACACUCACAAGCCUCAGGAAGGUGUUUCCGUUUCCACUGUUCUGCUUUCACGAGGUGUUUGAAACAACUUUUACAAAGUUGCCGCCCAUGCUCAACUUCUUCAAAGCAAUUGUCGUCGAUGAAGCAUCAGCUUGCAUACCCGGAGAUGAGCAGGCCCAUCUUCAAGUCAACCACGACGAACUCAACAAGUACUCAGGCCCUGAGGACAAAUCGUAUCAGAUUGUUUCUUCUGAGAUUGCCAAGAUGUGUAAGAAUACGGCGACAGUUAUAAAGAGACAGAACGAUAGCGACAAGUCUUCACCCAUGUAUUGGGGUAGAUAUGUCCGGACAUGA